AUGAUAGAAAUUGAAGAUCUUCAGAUGUGGUUGCAACGAUGGACUCCGGAUUUUAAGCCUGAAGAGGAUAUCCCAUUGGCACCCAUUUGGGCUCUACUACCAGGUUUGCCAUUUCAUAUGCAUAAUUGGGUAUAUAUUAAGCAAAUAGUUGAGGCUGCCGGAACACCCAUAGAAGUGGAUCUUGCUACCAAAAAUAUGAAUAGACCAAGUAUGGCUAAAGUCAGAAUUGAAAUCGAUUUGCUUAAACCAUUGGUAACGAAUGUCUGGAUUGGUAAUGAAGAUGAGGACAGCCCUCUUAGGGGGUUCACUCAGAAAAUUGAAUACGAAAGCAUCCCAAAAUAUUGCAAGCAUUGUAGGAAACUUGGUCACAAUUUGGCAAACUGCAGGACCAUUGAAAAGAAAAAAUUGGAGCAAAAUCAGGUGAAUCCUACCAUCAAAGAGAACAUCAAGGAACCAAAGUUGAAUACUAAUAGCAAGAAUGAUUUGAAAGGUGUCCAGGAUGUUAAAGGUGCUCAGGAUCUUAACUUGCAAAAAAACAAUAGAGGAAGAGAGAGGCAGAUUACCAAUAAGGAUUUUGGGAAACAUAAAAGAGGCAAAAGUGAGCCUCCCAAAGGAUACUUCAGACCUACUGGAGCUAUUUUUGGGAAAGAUAAGCCUUUACCUACAUCAGAGAAAACUAGCACUAAUAUUACUAACAAUACUAAGCAAAACGAAUCAGAUAUGGAAAAAAAGAAGGAAGAUGAUGAAAUACAUGUUAUUCAGAAGGGAGAUGAUGAAAUACAAGUCAAUAAUAUUCCUGAGGCAAGUGAAAAGGCUGAAGGGGGGACAGAAAGUAACAGAAAGGAUCAAGGCAAAAGAGAGACUUUUAUGAUCAAAGAUCCCAGUGAGCUUCAUGUUGACUUGUUUGGAGAAGAUUGGCAAGAACCAAAUAUAAAAAAAGACAAGAAGAACAAGUCCAAAAAUGGAAGUCCUAGGCAUAAUCAAAUGGUGUCAAACACUAAUCAGUCCGCUGGAAUUAUCGAUGAGGAUCAUAACAGAUUUACUACUUUGAAUAAUGAAUCCGAGAGCACUGAGGAUGAGGAGGAGCAAGAACAAGAUAAAUAUGAGGAUACUUACGAAGGUGAAGAAGGAAAGCAAUGA
Molecule: messenger RNA, 1140 nt
Organism: Lycium barbarum (goji berry)
Lineage: Eukaryota; Viridiplantae; Streptophyta; Magnoliopsida; Solanales; Solanaceae
Exons: 2
Coding region: 1-1140 (379 amino acids)
Source: RefSeq, a predicted model, not a curated record